Odocoileus virginianus texanus is the source of this 2428-nucleotide messenger RNA. The record is from RefSeq and is a predicted model, not a curated record. NCBI's taxonomy places the organism in Eukaryota, Metazoa, Chordata, Mammalia, Artiodactyla, Cervidae.
CCCCCCGGGCUCCCCGCAGUUCCUUCCCGCCACCGUCCUCUGCUGCCAAUCCCCAGCCUCUGGGCAAAGCCCACCCGAUCCGCUGCGCAGGUAAGACACUGGCGCCUGAGGUCAAACAGCCGGCGGAACUGCCCGCGGCAAGGGACUUCGAGGACUUGAGGUUCUUACGAGGCCGGAGGGCCCCAGGGUGAGAGCCGAUCCUCUUCCUCCAGCGGGUAACGGACGGAGCAACGAGGGGACGUCCCCUUCUGGGUGGUCGAGCUCGAAGAUCCCUGAUCUCUGAUUCUACCUGACACUCUGAACUGGGUGCCAAGUUCAAGCGUGGAGGAGGGUAUCAGAAACUCCCGGGUACUCGAGACACAAAUUCCAGCAGGGACCGUUAGCCUAGAAAAUAUGGGAAAAUAGAAAGCUGGCCAGUGGCGUCAAACGUUGUCUACGAAAACCUUUAAGCACCUUAAACUAAAAUUGGCAACUUCAAAGAGGACACAAUCUCCAACAAAGGCCUGCGCUCUGAUGUGGGUCUGCGGAAUUCCAGUUGAGCUUAAACCGCCCAACGGGUGCCUGGGCUGCUCGGGGUUCAGGAUCGGAAUUUGAACCCAGGGUCCCUCAGGCUCCCACAACCCUAAGAUUUUCUCCGCCUCGCUGGCCUCUCAUUGGAAGAACCCAAAUUGUCUCCCCCAGUGAAGUGGAGGAAGGAGCCUCCCUUCUCCUUGCGGAUUCAGCUACGCCCCACCCGCACCUCUGCUUCCUGAUUGGCUCCUGGUCCCUGCCAAUUAAAAGUUUUCCUUAAUGCUCCCGCCCUAUUAACUCUGCCGUCACUCUCUGGUGACGGGUGGGGCUAGGACCGGCUUUCUCAAUUUGGGACCUGUGGUAUACAUCUGCGCUUGUUGAAAUUCAUAUUCCUGUGCCCUACUGUUUGAGGAGAGCUUGAUUUAGUAGGGGAGGGGGCCCACCUGGCCAUGGCCGAGCCUGGAGAACAGCUGCCGGAGGAGGUGCUGGCGCUCAUCUUCCGCCACCUGCCCCUGCCCGACCGCGCUGCUGCAGCGAGGGUCUGCAGAGCUUGGGCUGCCGCUGCCACCUGCAGCGCUGUGUGGCACGACACGAGCAUCAGUUGCGACUGUGAGCUGGAAGGCAUGCUGCCGCCGUAUCUGUCCGCCUGCCUGGACCACAUUCAGAAUCUAUGGCUGGAAUUUGAGCCGUCGAGGAAGUCGAGUCGCCGGGCGGCCACGGAGUUACUGACUGCACUGAGGGGCCGUACCCCCGGGCUGCGAGGCCUGUGCCUGGAGUGCCGCGGAGAAAAGCCGCUCUUCGACGCCGGCCGCGACGUCCUGGACGCGGUGCACGCCCUCUGUGGGGCGGCCCGCGCGCUGCGCCACCUCGACCUGCGGCGCCUGCCCUUCUCACUAGACGACGCGCUGGUGCUGCAGGUGGCACACGGUUGUCCGGAGCUCCGCAGCCUUUUCCUGGAUAACAGAACGCUGGUGGGCAGCGUGGGGCCGGGCUCCGUGCUCGAGCUACUACAGGCCUGCCCCUUCCUGCGCGCCCUUGGCCUGCACCUGGCCAGCCUGUCGCGCACCGCGCUCGAGGCACUGGCGGCGCCAGAGCGCGCGCCUUUCGAGCUCCUCGCCCUGCGGUGCGCGUGUCCGGAAGACGCACGCGCGCCCCCCCUGCCUGAUGAAGCCUGGGCCGCGUUGAGCCACCGCCACCCGGGACUGGAGGUAGAGCUGGAGCUAGAGCCGGUGCUGCCUGCAGAGAGCGUGACGCGCGUCCUGCAGCCAGCCGUACCCGUGGCUGCGCUGCGCCUCAGCCUCUCUGGGGACACCGUAGGCCCAGUGCGCUUCGCGGCGCGCCACUACGCCGCAACCUUGCGCGCGCUUGAGGUGCGCGCCGCCGCCUCGGCAGAGCUGGACGCCGCACUGGAGGAGCUGGCAGCGCGCUGCGCGGGCCUGCGCGAGGUACACUGCUUCUGCGUGGUGCGACCUUCCGUGCUGCACGCCUUCCGCGCGCGCUGCCCGCGCCUGCGCAGCUACACGCUCAAGCUAACGCGGGAGCCGCAUCCCUGGCGGCCCACGCUUGUGGCGUGAUGGGACAAACGCUCUUUCCGCUCCCUGCGGACGUGUGUCCUCUGAAAUGCUGCGUGGGUUUGCCCAGGGGCGGGCCAGCUGCUAGCCCUCUCCUUUGGGACUCUUGCCUCUUGUCCCUCGCGAGGAUUAGAGCCUAUAAAGUGGCAUCGUUACCGGUCCAGGGCGCCGUGAGCCCACUCGUUGCUUUCAACAUCUGCGGACACCCACUGUCCCCGCAGUACAGGGAUCACCCUCCUCCAACCCCAGCCCUUUGCAAACGUGUCGCUAGCUCGGCGGCCCUGGCGUGGAGGGAGGGAGGGCAGUGGCUCAAGUCAUGCCUCUGGGGUGAGUGUGGAAUAAAUCAA